UUCCAAAGAUCGAAAGCAAAGCAAAUAUAUACAGAAGGUAUAUUUAUGUAGCCAAAGUAAUAUUCUAAUUAUGUUCGCCGAAAAAUUGGAUGCAUUUUUAAACUCUCUGACUGUUUCUGGCGUAAGUUAAAAAGCUAAUGUUUGCACAUAUUCGUUAAACUUUUUUCAAAUAUUUCUGGAAACGAAUGUUGCAAUGACAGUAUACAAAAGUCGUUGAUUGAUUUUCUGCUAUUUAUAAUGUCACAAAACAUCAAUCAGCCAGAGUUGAUUCCACUCCACGCAUUCGAUAAUGAGGAAGACUCGAUGCUGGAUGCCAUUAACAGCAUACAUUCCGAAAACGAUUUUGAUUACCUGCAAAAAUGUGUGAGCAGUCUCGAAAGCAAAGAUUCGGGUAUAAAUCUUUCUCCCGAAUCUGUGAGCGUUUCAAGUUCGGAUUUACACUUAGAACAUCUCGACGAUUACAAAAAUACCAACCAUGAUCCGCAUAACGUAGACAUGAGAUUCAUGAAAGGAAAAAAUGUAUUUCUAGACUCGAAAAUUGUAGAUGAUGAUCUUUCUAAAAGAAAAGAAGAUUCGAAUUCUGAAAACGGUUCUGAAGCUUCACUCAGUUUACACGAGGAAUCGAAUGGCAUUCUCGAAUAUGUUGUAAAUCCUGAAAAUGUUAUCAAUUACCAUCUUCUCGAUACUUCACCGAUCACAGAUAACUUCGAGCACUUCGAGGAUCCGAAAUUCCUAGGAACUAUUGAUGAAUCUUUGCAUAAAAGUUCCACUUUAGAAGAUUACAGUAUUAUUCCCGCGUCCAGCGAAUCUUAUUUUAGAAGCAAAAAAUAUCUGAGCAACGAAUCCGACGCCAAAGAAACUGAUGCCGAAAUAAAUACCAGCGAAAUGAAAACAUUGGAAAUAAAUAAAAAGAGUGUUAACAAGGAUUUAGAAUUAAAAGUUUGCUCGCAAUGUCCCAUGACUUUUAAGUACAAAAGACAUUUUGACAGACACAUGGAAGGACACGAGAAGAAUAAUUGUUUCCACUGUAAUGCCAAAUUUGCAAGGCGAAAGCACCUUGAUGUUCAUCUUUAUAGGAUUCAUGGGGAGAGUACUAACAAUCGAUAUCCCUAUUCCUGUGAUAUUUGUUUACGGAACUUCCCAAAAAAAAUUCUCCUAAAUCGUCACAGAACUAAACACCAUUUUGAAAACGGUAACGUCUGCUCUCAAUGUGGAGAGAUCACUAAAACUGAGGUGGAAAUGCAACAACAUAAACUCAAACACGAGAAGGAAAAACAAUUUCAGUGCAUGAGGUGCUCUCAUCUUUUUAGCACUGAGCAGACUUUCCGAAGCCAUAUUCAAAAUCAUGAUAAUUAUAAAUGUUCCAAGUGUGAUUCUUCUUUUGCUUCGAAAAAAGCUUUCAGUAAACACUUUAGACUCACUCAUUCAACAAAAAAUCAGGAUGUUAAACCUAUGAAGGAUGGUCUCUACUUUUGUACAGAUUGUUGUCAAAGUUUCAUGAACAAGGGCGGCUAUUGUCGUCAUUUGGUAACAGCGAUGCAUCUUAGCAAAGUCAAUCAACAACCACCUGCAAGUGCUUCAUGUCCCGUUUGUAAAAAAAUAUUAACAACACGACAAGCUUGUGUGCAGCAUAUUAGACGGGUUCACAGAGGUGAUAAAAAAUUUGUAUGUGAUGCACAAGGUUGCUCUUUUCAGUGUGCGUAUAAAAACGACUUGGCGAAGCACAAACAACUCCACGUUGAAGAGCGCAACGUCGUUUGUGAAUAUUGUGGAAAAGCUUUCACCAGCAUCAGUAUUCUCAAGGAUCAUAUUCUUUACGUGCAUAAUAAAGAGAGGCAAUUCGUCUGCGAAGAAUGCGGUAAAUCCUUUAAAAGAAAUAGUCUGUUAAAUCGUCACAAACUUUCCCAUCAGCAGUUGCGACCUUAUGCUUGUGGGCAAUGCUCUGCGGCUUUCAAAAGAUCUCAUCACCGUACAAGGCACAUGGAAAGUUGCCACAGGCUCACUUCGGAAAAGAAGAGAAAGAAAAUAGGAGGAGGUGAUCUCAUUCCAGUACCUGAACAGUUUAACAAAACUAGACCAAAGAAUUUGAAAGUUCAGAAGGAGUCUCGCAAUUUGGAAACCCAAAAGGAUUUAAAUUCAGAAGCUCACUCUUCAUUGAAUCAAGAUUCUUUGGACGACCUGGUCUCGAUUCAAACGCAAAGCAGUUCAACUUCCCUUUCGUUUGUCGAAAGUCCCAGGGUCUCGAUAGAAAUUCCGAACAAUUUACUUGAAACGGAAGCUGUUUCUGAAGUAGUUUCUCUAGUCGAUAUUAACUCGGGUCAAGUAGUGACUGUUGAAGUCACUAAUCAGGAUUCGUUGCCGAUUGACGAUAUCGUCAGUCAAUUUGAAGAAAACUUGGAAUUCCAAAACGAAAUUCUCAGCAGAAACCAAAGUUUCUAUGAUAAUGCGAAUUACUCUGAACUGCAAUUGGAAGAAGAGUUGAUCACUUUUGGAUUCAAGUAGUGAUAAAAUAGAUUCUCUUCCUAUCUUAGACAAUUACAUACUUAGCACAGAAUUUUCUUUCUUUUUUGAAUUUGUAAGGAUGUUAAUUAAUGUUAGCUUAAAACUAGUACAAAUUGGAAAUUUAUUGUAACUAAUAUUAAAGAUGAAUGAAACUAGUUUAGAGUAUUACGCAGAGAUAUCUAAGUUAAUAAAUGUUGUAAAGUAACGAAUUUUUCUUGUCAGUCUUCGUUUUGCGGUUUGUAUUUGUAUUAAUAUUUGUGCAAUGCUCAUUAAAUGUUAAAAUAUUUUGUAAGAAUCUGGAAAGAUUUGUGGGUCUAUUAUGCGUUAAACCUGGAAAUCAGGGUUGCUACAGAAGACUGGUUUCAAAAUUCCAUGAUUUUUCCAGAUUUACCUUGUAAAAAAUUCUAGCCAGUUUUAUUGAAUUUCAAUAUAUUCUGCUAGUUGCAGAAUAAUUUACGAACAAUUUUUUGUACAGUUAUUAAUCAAUGAAAAUUUAAAUAAUUUUCCAAUCAUUAUUUAAUUCUGAAUAAUUCUCAUUAAUCCUAUCUAAAGAAAAGUGAUGUUACCAAAUAUCUCGAAAAUCUCGGGACAUGUUGUUGUCGAAAGCAUAAUUGUUUCUUGAUAGUUUAUUUAUCUGUUAAUAAAUAUUA
Belonocnema kinseyi is the source of this 3152-nucleotide messenger RNA. Its product is annotated as zinc finger protein 431-like. Lineage: Eukaryota; Metazoa; Arthropoda; Insecta; Hymenoptera; Cynipidae. The coding region runs from base 238 to 2502 and encodes 754 amino acids. The record is from RefSeq and is a predicted model, not a curated record. The transcript has 4 exons.